This is a messenger RNA of Bursaphelenchus xylophilus (pine wood nematode), 560 nucleotides long. NCBI's taxonomy places the organism in Eukaryota, Metazoa, Nematoda, Chromadorea, Rhabditida, Aphelenchoididae. The record is from the annotation of a GenBank genome assembly.
AUGAACACAAAGAUUGUUGUCGCUCUGUUUGCUUGUGCUUUCCUUACUGUCGGAGCUGUAGUGCAGCCAAUGUUGAGUUGUCACUCGAUUCAGGAUGGUAGGAACUUUUUACAUUACAAUCGCUUGAUUGGCGAGCCAAAAAUCGUUUUUUGAGGAAUCUACAAUGUUUUUCGAUGCCCAGAAAUAUGUCGGACAUUUUGAUCACCCAAUUUAAUACUUCAAUUCUUAACACAAGAUUGUUUAGGCCGAGCUCUCGCUCCAUCUGGCUUCGAGACUUGCAAACCUGAUGUUGCUGCUUGUGUAAAGAAAAUUAACAAGGGAAGCAAACGUGAGACACAGUAAGCAUUAUUUCCAGGUCUUUUCUGCCAACCGGCUGGCUUAAAGAUGGUCUUUUCAGUGUCUGCGACCGCGAUCACAAAUGUCGGGCCGACAAGAAACAUGUCAGCGACGAUGAAUACGAUUACUACUGCUGCUAUUCCGACAAAUGUAACUCGGCCGCCUCGUUGGGCGCUGGAUUGAUCGCUGUUUCCGCCGUCACCAUCAAAAUGAUCUUCUUGUAA